AGCAACAACCCGAACCAACAAUCACACACUGACUACUUUGUCAACAAUCGUCUUUGAAGGAACUGCAAGUCAAGAAGAGUACACUGCAACCACCCAAGCUCGAAAGCAGCCCACUUUUUCAGGAAACAGUGUUCAAGAAAAUAUAAUCGAGGAUGUUUAUAUUGAAACCUUUGAUCAGAAGAGGAAUAUUAGUGGAACGUCAGUACCUAGCGAUAACAGUUCAGAAAGACGACUACAGAAUUCAAUGUCAAACCCAAUCUUGUUUUUCAUUGGUUCGAUUACAACGGUUUUCAUUGGUGGAGCAUUUAUUUGUUUUCGAAAGAGAUUCAUGGAGAUUUUCAUAAACAGAUAUGAAGGAGGGACACAGCCAAUAACUAGAACUCCACCCACCGAUCGCGAUUCCGGUUACGAUGAAAUUCGUUACUCACAACUCCUCAGGAAUAGUAACAUCUGUGCAGAAGUUGGUGCAUCAUCGCCUGGUUAUUCCUCAAAGAGUCAAUAUUUACUCUCAGUUUUUUAUGAUAAUUAUGAUGACGACAAUGAGGACUACAGUCGAUUGCUGCUUAAGCUAAAUCGGAGCACUUGCAUCCCAAAGAGAAAAAACCUUCUAGAGGAUGAAGGUUAUGCUUUCUUACGAAAAAGUGACAUCAAUGAAUUGAAAUAAGACAUUCUCAUCCAAAAACAUCGAUCUCUUCCCACAUUCGCAACAAUUCAUAACCAGAUAUCGUCUACCGACUUCAAACCUUUAUCACGAUGUCUGUCAGAAAAUAAUAUUCUACGCUCUACACGUUUUUCUCCGAGUUCAUUUGAAACUAACUGAAACAAGUGAUUUAAUAUAGAAUUAAUACUUGUCGUAUCCCUCCUAAACGAUAUGCGUAAUGAUUUGUUAAAAAUUGCAUCAUUGCGUUUCCAAGGAGAUAAUAAGAUAAUAUAAAAACUGUUUAUUAAUGUUCCACUCUAAUGACCGCAUAUUUUAUCUUAAUUGUCCUUGGUAUAUCAGCAAUGCCUGCAAUGGUCUGUUUGAAUGAGAAAUGUGAAUUUUUGAUUAUUGAAAAGAUCAAUGUCAUUUUCAAAGAAGAAA
This is a messenger RNA of Magallana angulata, 1081 nucleotides long. RefSeq lists its product as uncharacterized. The transcript has 5 exons. The coding region runs from base 245 to 664 and encodes 139 amino acids. The record is from RefSeq and is a predicted model, not a curated record. Lineage: Eukaryota; Metazoa; Mollusca; Bivalvia; Ostreida; Ostreidae.